This is a messenger RNA of Anisakis simplex (herring worm), 528 nucleotides long. The record is from the annotation of a GenBank genome assembly. NCBI's taxonomy places the organism in Eukaryota, Metazoa, Nematoda, Chromadorea, Rhabditida, Anisakidae.
AUGACACAGUUGGUACUUAAAGCCAACUAUCAGCGAUGUAGUGGAAUUGUCUCAUUGGAUUUAGAGGAUGGAACGCUACAUACCAUUACGAUCGACUACUAUACAUCAGCAAAUCAUGUGAAUCGCUCUUUUACAAUCACGUGUUUCGUGCCUAAUAAGGAACUCGACUUGGCAUCUAUACCGUUCCGGAUGUCUUUAUGGAAUGGGAACAAACAAAUCCAGAAUGUACAGCAGGCAACACUUAGGAUCGGUGAUCAAUUGAACGCCCGGCUGGAAGCGAAUGCGCAUUUUUCAUAUCCUGUUAAAAUUAUAAAGUUUCCAUGUUAUUCUCGUUGCAAAAUGGUUUCAAUGAAGUAUUCAGUNCCCGGAGGUAAGGCUCGAGCCGAGGUGGUUCGGGAGGGAUGCCCUUCGAUGAACGACCCGGCAGGACGCAGCCUGCGAUUGGUGCAGAACAUUUCGAAUCUUGGCUCUAUACAGAUGCGAUUCACAAUCAAUGAACGACUCAUGCCUUGGACUAAAUCCACGUGA